Messenger RNA from Monodelphis domestica (gray short-tailed opossum), 1955 nucleotides. Lineage: Eukaryota; Metazoa; Chordata; Mammalia; Didelphimorphia; Didelphidae. The record is from RefSeq and is a predicted model, not a curated record.
CGUCAUAGAACCUUCAAGGGCUAAGAGACGCGGACCCCGGGAGCUCUCCAGUGCUGAGUUGGCAGGGUUGAAAGCGGGCCACCCUGCCAUGGCUCGGAGGUCGGGCCCCCGCUUACUGGACUGGAUUAACACCCCUUCUCACCUACAGUUCAACCCGUUCAUCCUGACAGGAUACCGGCCCGCCAGCAGCGUCUCUGGGUGUGUGCGCAGCCUCUUCUACCUACACAAUGAGCUCGGUAACAUCUACAUCCACGUCCUAGCCCUCCUGACCUUCUUGGUGAUGCUGCCCCUUACCAUCCCCUGGGACCAACUGGGCUGGGGCCACUGGCUGGGCUGUACCCACUUCUUGGCCUGCCUGGCACCCCCUGCUGGCUCUAUCCUCUAUCACCUCUUCAUGUGCCACCGAGGGGGCAACCGAGUGUACUCCCACCUCCUAGCCCUCGAUAUGUGCGGGGUCUGGCUGGCCAACAGCCUCGGAGCCAUCCCCAUGAUCCAGUGCACCCUGCUCUGCUGGCCUUGCCUGCGCCUGUUCGCCCUGGUGAUGUAUGCCUUCCUGUCCGUCAUGGCUGGUUGGUGGGCCCUCACUGCUUUGUCCACUACCGCCCGCCUCCAGGCCUUUGGCUGGCAAGCCAUCGCCCGCCUGCUGGUAUUUGGGAUCCGGUGGCUAGGGUUGGGCACUGGUGCGCCGAGGUCCCUGCUGUGCUAUCUCCGAAUGGAUGCGUUGGCCCUCCUGGGAGGGCUGGUGAACGUGGCCCGGCUGCCCGAGCGCUGGGGACCCGGGAUUUUUGACUAUUGGUGCAAUUCCCACCAGAUCAUGCACUUCCUGAGUGUGAUUUCCAUCCUACAGAUGCAUGCAGGGGUCAUUCCAGAUCUUGUCUGGGCUGCUAGCCAUGAUUAUGCCUGCCCUGAUGACUAAGCGGGGGUUUUGUUUUUUUACCACCAACCAAAGCAAAUAAAAACAAGCCCAAAUUAAGCCUCUAAACACCACCACCACACAAAAGAAGCCAUCAAAAGAAACCUGAAAGCACCCACAAGCCCUUGUUUUCAAAGCUAGUACCCCUUGCCCCGCUUCUCCUCCCCUCCCCCCUUUCCUUAGCAUCUUAAAGGCUCCCUGUAUGUUUGCUCUCUCGCUGGGAUUUUCCCAGACCUAUAGAGAAUACCACCCUUUCUUAGGGCUCUAGAAAGGUGGCCAACCACCUCUCAGGAACUUUGGGUUUGCUUCCCCAAAACACAGUCCAAGACUCCAUCCCAUGCCUCUCCCACCCCCUCCCCCUUCCCUCAGUUGUUUAGCCCAAGAAAUAGUAUGGGAAGAAAAAGGGAAACCUGACAAGGAGUCAAAACUCCUGGAGCCAGUCCUGGCUCUGCCCCUAAACUGAAAUUUCCCUUAGCUGUAAUUAAUUACACUCUUAAAGUACUAGAAUUUCAUGUAGCUGUGCAAGACCAGCAACCCUUCAGUUGACACCUUGGGCCUAGGACCCCUAGUAAAUCACCUCUCAGGAAAGCAUUCAGGCAUCCCUUUGACUCCAGCCUUACUUCAGCUUCCUUGUCCACACUGCUUCUUUUCCUCAUGCUGUUUGCUAUCGACUGAGAUCUCCUUCCUCCAUGUGCUAGCAACUCACCAUCUAACUUUAAGCAAGGCUCUUUGGAACUCCUCCCUUCCUCCCUCACCCCCAAAGAAACGAAAGCAAGAACAAGGAUAAGGAUAAGCCCAAAGGACUGUAUAUUUAAGGAUCCAGAACAUCAGGAUGACUGGGCCAGAAUGUCCCCUCAAGAGGAAAAGUAGCCUUGCUGGUUCUCUGGCCUAAGACCCAGAUCACGAGAAGACCACGAUCCAGAGAGGCCUAAAACAUCCAAGAACAUUUCCAGCCUUUUCUUUGGACUUCAGCCGCCCAGGCCUAAAAUAUAUAUACUUGUCCUGAAGAUUGUACUAGAAAUAAAAACCGUUUCACACCUCA